AUGUCUCUUGUGCGCUAUAGCAAUGUAAUUCACCCAAUGCAUCGAGCCGGCAUGUCUAUGGCAAGGACCCACAGAGAGCUUCAAUCAAUGGACCCGUCUAUUACCUACUACAAAGUGCGGAAGUUCCUGAAAGAUCAUUACGCUUGCCACUUCCCUAUUAAAAAGGCUCUUGUCCCACGCGAAAAUUGUUACACCGCCGACUCUUCAGUUACAGUUGCUGUCAUAUUGAAGCGCUUGAAGGAAAGGAACAUCGUCAUCAGUGCAUCGCAAGUCCGUCGUUUACGCGAUAAAUUGGGAUAUCAAAGAGCUCCUACUGAGUAUUGUCACAUCAUCCGGGAUGCUAACAAGGAGAAAAGACUGGAGUUCUGUAUUCGGAUGAUCGAAAACCACGAGGAUUUUAGCCAGUGUAUAUUUACAGACGAAAAAACAGUUCAGGUCGGAUGCGCUACGAAGCACUGCUUUGUAAAGAAGAACGAUUAUUUCGCCGAGCUUCGCUCGAGAGCCAAGCACCCUGCUAAGAUUCACCUUUGGGGAGGGAUCUCUAUGAGGGGUCCCACAGAACUCGCAAUGUUUCCUGGUGGAAUUAAGAUGGACAGCCAAAAGUAUUGCGAAACAAUUGAGCGUUGUUAUGUGCCAUUCGUCACGACAAUUUAUCAUGAGUUGACAAUCGUUUCCAGGAAAAAGAAUCCUCGAACCGUGGAGGAUCUGCGUAAAGCAGUGGCGGCUUUCUGGAAAACACUGACUCCUGCUAUCUGCACCAACUACAUCCUAGGGAUGCAAAGGAAACUUCACCGUGUGAUCGAGAACGGAGGGGGCCACAUAUACGAAGGAAGAUGA
This is a messenger RNA of Ostertagia ostertagi, 837 nucleotides long. The record is from the annotation of a GenBank genome assembly. Lineage: Eukaryota; Metazoa; Nematoda; Chromadorea; Rhabditida; Trichostrongylidae.